Messenger RNA from Blastomyces dermatitidis ER-3, 3842 nucleotides. RefSeq names its product alpha 1,3-glucosidase. Bases 338 to 3244 code for a protein of 968 amino acids. The transcript has 3 exons. Lineage: Eukaryota; Fungi; Ascomycota; Eurotiomycetes; Onygenales; Ajellomycetaceae. Gene Ontology annotation, biological process: carbohydrate metabolic process; N-glycan processing. Gene Ontology annotation, cellular component: glucosidase II complex. The record is from RefSeq and is a predicted model, not a curated record. Gene Ontology annotation, molecular function: carbohydrate binding; alpha-glucosidase activity.
UUUAGCCGGGCCAUGCCAAGCCAGCAGCUUGAGGCGAGUUGGCGACUUACGCAGCUACAUACAGAUUACAUACACCAGCUCUCGACAAGUAUCUAACCACCAGUUAUCAACCAUCCAACCUCAUAACAAUAGCAUCUGCAGCUUGCAAUUGGGAUCAUAGAGCUCUUCGAAGGUUCACAAUCUGAGACCCAAUUCACGGUGGAGUCUUGUGCCGUGGAGAAGGAACAAAUUCUCCAUGAACUGCUCCCAAUUCUUCCUGUUUUAAGCCUCUUGGAGUGUCCAGGUUCAACCUAUUUAGAGCUUACUUGGGGACCCUGCACCCAGUUCACCCGUCCCCAUGGCGGCGUUCAGGCCUUCGUCCACUGGUUGGACCCUGUGCCUGGCCAUUUUGGCCAUCCUCUCGUGUCUAGUUGUCCCCGGAGAGAUGGUCAAGCACGAGAACUUUAAGACGUGUUCGCAAUCUGGCUUCUGCUCGCGGAAUAGAGCUUAUGCAGAUACAGUUUCCAGCCAAGGCUCGUCAUGGUCCGCUCCCUAUCACCUUGAAUCGAACUCUAUUCAAUUUGCCAAUGGCCAACUGUUGGGAAUAAUCGUUAAGACUAUCGAAAAUAACGAGAAGGUUAACUUGCCUCUCACUGUAUCGUUCCUUCAGUCAGGCGUUGCUCGUGUCACAGUAGACGAAGAGAAGCGGAUACAGGGAGAUAUACAAUUACGACAUGAUCGGAAAAUAAGGAAAGAACGUUAUAAUGAGGCUGAGAAGUGGGUAAUUGUGGGGGGUUUGGAGCUGAGCUCCUCCGCUGAAAUUGCUAAGGGAACGGAAGCCGGAAUUACAAAGGUCCAUUAUGGGCCCGACAACAAGUUCCAGGCUGUCAUCAGGCACUCCCCAUUCGAAGUACACUUCCAAAGGGAUGGCGAAACACACAUUCAACUCAAUGACAAGGGGCUUCUGAAUGUGGAGCAUUGGAGGCCAAAGGUUGAGAAGCCGACUGGGGACGAUAGCGAAUCAGAGCCACAGGAUGCUGUGGAUGACAGCACUUGGUGGGAGGAAUCAUUUGGUGGAAACACCGAUACGAAACCAAGAGGCCCAGAAAGUGUUGGCCUGGAUAUUACUUUCCCUGGAUACAACCAUGUGUUUGGUAUCCCUGAACAUGCCGACUCACUCUCCCUGAAGGAAACAAGGGGAGGUGACGGGCAUCACACUGAACCUUACCGUUUGUACAACAGCGAUGUGUUCGAAUAUGAGUUGAAUAGCCCAAUGACACUUUACGGAUCCAUCCCAUUUAUGCAGGCACACCGUAAAGGUUCCACGGUGGGUGUACUGUGGCUGAAUGCCGCGGAGACAUGGGUCGACAUUGUCAAGACGAAGGCUUCAACCAACCCUCUCGCUCUCGGUGUCGUUGGCAAAACUAGCACGCAAACGCAUUGGUUCUCGGAAGCCGGACAACUCGAUGUUUUCGUGUUCUUAGGACCAACACCCCAAGCCCUCAGCAAGUCGUAUGGCGAACUCACCGGUUUCACCCAACUGCCCCAGCAUUUCGCAAUUGGCUACCAUCAGUGUCGCUGGAACUACGUGACCGAUGAGGAUGUCAGAGACGUUGACAGAAAAUUCGACCUUUAUCAAAUUCCUUACGACGUCAUUUGGCUCGACAUCGAGUACACUGACCACAAGAAAUACUUUACUUGGGAUCCUCUGACAUUCCCGGACCCGGACGGAAUGCAGAAACAGCUUGACGAUUCGGGACGUAAACUCGUUAUCAUCGUCGACCCUCAUAUUAAAAACGAAGCAAACUACCCUGUUGUAGACGAGCUGAAAUCGAAAGGGCUAGGUGUGAAGAACAAGGAUGGCGACAUCUAUGACGGCUGGUGCUGGCCUGGAUCGUCCCAUUGGAUCGAUUGUUUCAAUCCAGCUGCGGUAUCGUGGUGGAGUACUCUCUUUAAAUAUGACAAAUUCAAGGGAACCCACUCUAACAUGUUCAUUUGGAACGAUAUGAACGAGCCGUCCGUUUUUAACGGCCCGGAGACAACCAUGCCUAAAGAUAAUAUUCACCAUGGCGGCUGGGAGCAUCGUGAUUUGCACAACCUCAAUGGCAUGACAUUCAUCAACGCUACUUAUCAUGCCAUGUUAGAACGCAAAAAGGGCGAGGUGCGCAGACCAUUUGUCCUGACUCGGUCGUUUUAUGCAGGGACACAGCGGGUGGGAGCCAUGUGGACUGGUGAUAAUCAGGCCAACUGGGAACACCUUGCGGCAUCUCUCCCCAUGGUGCUCAACAACGGCAUUGCCGGAUUCCCCUUCGCAGGAGCUGACGUUGGAGGUUUCUUUGGAAACCCAAGCAAGGAGCUACUAACAAGAUGGUACCAAACCGGUAUCUUCUAUCCGUUCUUCCGUGCCCAUGCGCACAUCGACACCCGCAGGCGUGAGCCUUAUUUGGCUGGAGAGCCGUACAUGAGCAUCAUCACCCAAGCCUUGCAGCUGAGAUAUCAGCUCCUUCCUGCAUGGUACACUUCUUUCCAACAGGCUUCCAUUGACGGCAGCCCAAUUGUCCAGCCCCAAUAUUAUGUCCACCCGGAAGAUGAGGCUGGUUUUGCAAUCGAUGACCAAUUGUAUCUGGGAUCCACUGGCUUACUUGCUAAACCAAUCGUGGCGGAGGGUGCCACUAGCACUGAUAUCUACCUUGCCGAUGACGAAAAAUACUACGAUUAUUUCGAUUAUACUGUCUAUCAGGGUGCUGGGAAGAGACACACUGUUCAAGCCCCGUUGGAAAAGAUUCCUCUCUUGAUGCAGGGUGGCCACAUCAUCCCACGCAAAGAUCGACCCCGUAGAAGCAGUGAACUCAUGAAGUGGGAUCCAUACACGCUCGUGGUUACCUUGGACAAGAACGGCCAAGCCGAGGGAACUCUUUAUGUUGAUGACGGCGAGACGUUCGACUACCAGAACGGCGCCUACAUCCACCGCCGCUUCACCUUCUCCGAGUCAUCGUUGUCAUCCACAGACAUCGGAGCCAAAGGCACCAAGACUGCGCAGUAUCUGAAGACGAUGGCCGGUGUGCGUGUGGAGAAAAUCAUAAUUGUCGAUGCCCCAGAUGCCUGGGAGAGCCAAUCGACUGUUCUUGUUCUUGAAGAAGGGUCGCAGACUGGAUCCCAGGCAAGCUUGCAGUGGCAUGCUAAGCAGGGGGGGAAGGCUGCCUAUGCUGUGGUCAAGGACCCAGGCGUAUCUAUUGGAGGCUUGUGGAAGAUUGAUUUCUCUUAGACUGCACGUUCCCCCUGGUUAUUCAUGUACUGAGGAUAUAUCUAUAUGCUACAGUCUGACCGUCCGUCUAUUUUUUCAUGGUAUAUUUUUGUAUAGAUCCUUUCCUUCUUUGCUUAAGUCAAUUUUCCCUUCUCAGCGUUCACACCGGUGAAACCGAACAAAUCAAAACACUAGAUUAUCUAUUCUAUUAUUAUGGAUACCAGCUACAUCACAUAUUUUUCUUCCCAUCGAUGAGACUGGAGAAGUCACAACAAUUGGCCAAUGAUCCACCACGAAGCUACAGUACAUGAAGCUCCCAUAAGCCAUUUUGCAUGUCAUGAGGUCGGAUUUUCACAUGGCAACAAAAGCUCGCCAUCUAUUGCUUCGUGUCCCCCUAGAUAACUACACCGUAUGUAUCUCGGGCCAAUCGUGACUUCCUCCAGCGCAAUGGCGGAAUAUAUUAUGAUUCAUUCGUAGGACGUACGUAGUUAUAGGCAGCAUUAAUAUGUACAGUACACGGAAAGGAAAUAUGGAUGAAUUUUAUUUAUUUUUUUAUUCCAGAAAUUUUCAUUGCUCGUCAAACCUCUUCGUCCAACCAGGGUUGAAACUUGAAGGAUCC